UGCUGCAGUAGAAGAGGAGACAAACAUCGGGGGGCCCCUCAGCACUUUGCGUCAGCGCUAACGUUAUUAGUUAAUAAGUCACCAUUACACCCUAACCUCCACCCUAACAAGGAAGCUGAUAUCGCCACCACAAUCAAACCGUCACCCCCUAACAAGGAAGUUGUAAUAUGAGCUUGCAAGGGCCAUGGAUGUGGGUGGUGGUGGUAGUGACGUGUAUGGGUAGGCAGUCCGGCGUGCUCAGCAACGCCCAGGAGCUCCUGGUGGGGAUCGACGCUCAACACUGCCAGCUGAGGAAGACCGUCCUCUACUGUCAUUACAGCGAUGGCAAUCAAGUCGUUAGGUUAGAAGAGGUGGAGACAAAUGACCAGGUAGUGGAGCGGGUGACAGUGACCGGGGCCAGAAAGCUUCUGCUGGGCGACUCCUGUGUGAACAUCUCUCUCGAGGAAGUGGCUGAAGUGGUGGUGGCGAGGGGCACUCGUCCUCUCUGUAACACCGACCUCGAACUCUCCGCAAAGAAAUCGACCCUCGACAGACUUCCCGACUGGGUGAGUCGAAUUCAUCUGGAGGAGAGCUCCGUCAUUUCGAUAGUUACAGCAGCCAGCAUUACCAGUCUCACUGUUAUCAAUUGCGUCAUCAAGGUCCUCGAUAUCUCCAAGCCUCUACCGGCUGGAUCCGUUGCUAAGUUUAUUUCUUCCAGUAUCGACACUCUUCAGAGACUGGAGAUAGGCGCCGGGUCAACACUCACUCUAGAGCAUCUGACGAUUGACGUUCUGGCGUCUAAGGGGCUCAUCUUACGUGGCGGACAUACGGAAAUCCGGUCAUCAUCUGCAACAACGGUGAUGGAUGACAGUUUAGCACUGGGUAGUGAAGCUACUCUUAGUAUAGUGAAUUUCUCUGGCGAGUUGAAGGUUGGUGUCCUUAUCGAUACUGAAACAAAUCUGUGUUACUCUAAAACAUAUUUCUGGACCAUGAUCACAGCCUUGACUCUCUUUGCUGUUCUAUGCUUAAUCGCGUUAUUCAUUAUAUUUGCAAGAAGACGAAAGCGCUCAAGCAACAAAACCAGAACGUUCAUUUACGAAGCAACACAUUCUUCGUAACUUUUAAACCUCUCACCUUUAGGACCUUGAAAUCCUAAAAUAAUUGUUAUCAGGUAAAAUCAGGGUAAAUGAUAGUUUUUUUUUAAACAAAUGGAGUAUACUUGUUUCACCAGCAGCCAGUCAGAAAAAGAAGUAUGGAAUUAGGGCUAUCAGUCGAGCUGAUGUUAAUUAAUGAAAAGUAAAACGUUCCAUAUGAUUUAAUUCAAUAAAUUUUGUGGAGAAAAAAA
Procambarus clarkii (red swamp crayfish) is the source of this 1324-nucleotide messenger RNA. RefSeq lists its product as uncharacterized. The record is from RefSeq and is a predicted model, not a curated record. Lineage: Eukaryota; Metazoa; Arthropoda; Malacostraca; Decapoda; Cambaridae.